AUGCACACCGAACGGCGACAUCGUCAUCGGGCCGGCCGUGGUACGAUGUCCGGCCAUCAGACGACCGGCAGUACCGUGGUCACGGCCACCGCCAUCACGGCGCAGCAGCCCGCCAUCCAUCCCACCGUCUGGGAGAUUCUGUCCGCCGAGCUGAUCCUUUCGAACGAACCGGAAGGUACGCCGGAACUGCCCGCGGCCAACAGGGCCCUCUUCCUGGAGAAGGUGCGCCAGUCCAAUACCGCAUGCCAGAAUGGUGACUUCAGUACCGCCGUCCAGCUGUACACGGACGCGCUCGGGCUGGACCCGGGCAAUCACAUCCUUUACAGCAACCGUUCGGCGGCCCGGCUAAAACAGGGCCAGUUUGCGCUCGCACUCCAGGAUGCGACACGUGCACGCGAGCUCUGUCCCCAGUGGCCGAAAGCUUACUUUCGGCAAGGUGUCGCGUUACAGUGUCUCGGCCGGUAUGGGGAAGCGUUGGCAGCGUUCAGUGCCGGGUUAGCGCAAGAUCCCAACAGCAAGCAGCUGUUGGCCGGACUGGUGGAGGCUUCGAUCAAGAGUCCGCUACGGCACGCACUCGAACCCACAUUCCAACAACUGAAAGCGAUGAAGCUCGAUCAGUCGCCAUUCGUAGUGAUAUCCGUAGUUGGCCAGGAGUUGCUCGGUGCGGGUCAGUAUCAUGCCGCCGUUACGGUGCUCGAGUCAGCACUCAGGAUAGGAUCGUGCUCGUUGAAGUUACGUGGUUCCGUCUUUUCGGCGCUCAGUUCCGCACACUGGGCAUUGAAUCAGCUAGACAAAGCGAUCGCUUACAUGCAGCAGGAUCUGGCCGUAGCCAAGAGCCUUGGUGAUACGGCCGGCGAAUGUCGUGCGCACGGGAAUCUUGGGUCGGCUUACUUCAGCCAGGGUUCGUACAAGGAAGCGCUCACGUCCCACCGCUACCAGCUAGUGUUGGCGAUGAAGUGCAAAGACACGCAGGCGGCUGCAGCCGCACUUACCUCGCUCGGUCACGUGUACACCGCCAUCGGGGACUAUCCGAACGCGCUCGCCUCACACAAACAGUGCGUACAGUUGGUGAAGCAGAUGGGCGAUCGGUUACAAGAGGCGCGCGAAAUCGGUAACGUCGGUGCAGUGUACUUAGCAAUGGGUGAGUUUGAUUCCGCGGUCGACUGUCACACCCAACAUCUUAGGCUUGCCCGGAAGCUGGGCAAUCAGGUGGAGGAAGCACGGGCGUACAGUAAUCUCGGUUCGAGCUAUCACUACAAGCGCAACUUUACGCAAGCCAUCACCUACCACGAGAGUGUCCUGCGGAUAGCGCAACAGCUCGGCGAUCGUGCGAUAGAGGCACGGGCGUACGCAGGCCUUGGACAUGCGGCACGCUGUGGCCAUGACUUUGUGCAGGCAAAGCGGUGGCACGAGAAGCAAUUAGAGAUGGCACUGGCCGCUCGGGAUAAGGUGGGCGAAGGGCGUGCCUGUUCGAAUUUGGGUAUCGUGUAUCAACUGUUGGGCGAGCAUGAUGCGGCACUGAAACUACACCAAGCGCAUCUUACCAUUGCGCGCCAGCUGCAGGAUAAAGCCGGUAUGGGACGUGCGUACGGCAACAUUGGCAAUGCGUACUCAGCUGCCGGUUACUACGAGUCUGCGAUCAAGUACCACAAGCAGGAACUUAUCAUCAGCAAGGAAGUGCACGAUCGUAGUGCGGAAGCGUCAACGCACGGAAAUUUGGCAGUGGCGUAUCAAGCACUUGGCGCACACGAUAUGGCACUAAUGCACUACCGAGCCCAUCUAAAUAUUGCCCGUGAGCUGAAGGACACUGCCGGCGAGGCAUGCGCACUACUAAAUCUGGGAAAUUGUUUAAGCUCGCGACAAGAGUUCGCCCAAGCUGUGCCGUAUUACGAGCAGUACCUCAUGCUGUCUCAGGAACUCGGCGAUGUGGCAGCUGAGGGUAAGGCGUGCCAUUUCCUGGGUUAUGCGCACUACUGCAUCGGCAACUAUCGGGAAGCAGUACGAUACUACGAUCAAGACCUGGCGCUCGCCAAAGAUCUGCAAAACAAGAUGAACAUGGGCCGAGCGUACUGUAACCUCGGGUUGGCACAUCUAGCACUCGGCAACACCGGUGGUGCGUUGGAGUGUCAGAAGUAUUUCCUCGCGAUCGCCCACAUGACCAACCAUCUGCCGGGCAAGUUUCGAGCGCUCGGGAACAUUGGUGACGUGUUGAUACGGAUGGGCGAUGUGGAUGAGGCGAUCAAGAUGUACCAACGGCAGCUAGCCCUUGCACGGCAAACGCGCGAACGUGGCAUGGAGGCUGCGGCCUGUGGUGCACUAGGACUCGCGCACCGGUUGCUCAAGAAGCUCGACAAAGCACUCGGUUACCACACGCAGGAGCUUACACUUCGUCAAGAGAUGAGUGAUCUGCCGGGAGAGUGUCGAGCGCAUGGACAUCUCGGUGCAGUGCAUAUGGCACUGGGUAACUACACACACGCCGUUAAAUGCUACCAGGAACAGCUGGAACGUGCGCAAGAACUUCAAGAUUCGGCAGUAGAAGCGCAAGCAUUCGGUAAUCUAGGUAUAGCGAGAUUAAACAUGGGCCAUUACGAAGAUGCAAUCGGGUAUCUCGAGCAACAGCUAGGCACGUUGGAGCAAGUGAACACCCCAACUGCCCAGCACGAUCGUGCAAGAGCUCUAGGGCAUUUGGGUGACUGUUAUGAUGCACUGGGCGAUUACCACACCGAAGCUAUUAAGUGCCACGAACGACAUCUGCAGCUAGCCAUCGCACUACAGAGUCCCCGUGACCAGGAGCGAGCUUACCGAGGACUCGGAAACUGCUACAAAUCUGUCGGCAAUCUUCAGGAGGCGCUCGUGUGUCUCGAAAAACGACUCGUUGUGUCACACGAGUUGGGCAAUCCGGAAGCGAAAGCGGCUGCUUACGGUGAUCUGGGAAGCAUACACAGUGCGCUAGGGAACUAUGAGCAAGCGAUCAACUGUCUUGAGCAUCAGCGUGACAUUGCCCGGGAGCUUGGCGAUCGUGUACUAACGUCCGACGCGAUCAGUGGUCUUGGGGCAGUUUUCCAACAGAUGGGUGACUACGACGAAUCGUUACGGUUGCACAAACAGGAUCUCGAGCUGGGCGAGAGCAUCAACCAUAGCACACUGCAGGCUCGUGCUUGUGGAAAUCUCGGCUCCGUGUAUGAUGCACUCCGGAACUACACCGAAUCAGCACGGUACUACGAGAAGCAGCUAACGCUUACGUCCGAUCGGCAGACGAAAGCACACGCCUGUCUCGCGCUAGGACGUGUGUACCACGCCAUGGAGCAAGUGCCACAGGCAGUCGGCUUUUUACGGCAAGGUCUAGCGAUCGCUCAAUCACUCAACAAGCUAGAGGAAGAAGCGAAGCUACGCUACCGGCUCGGUUUAUCGCUGGUGGCAUCGGGUGAUGAUGAUGCCGCACGCCAACAGAUGGAAAAUGCCGCCCAGAUUCUCGAAUCGAUCCGCAGUGAUCAGGUCACACCGGAGGCUCGCACUCUGCUGUACGAUCUGCAAACAUCCUGCUACCAAACGCUGCAGCGUGUGCUGGUCGGAUUGGGCCGCACGGAGGAAGCACUGGUUGCAGCCGAACGUUGCCGAUCGCGUAUGGGUGCCGACUCGAACCAGAGUGCCGAGAAUUCACUCAACAACCGCAAAACGCUGCUCACAUGCAGCGAGUACAUCUUCGACACGGUCAAUCGCAGUAAAACGAGCAUCAUCUACUACAGUCUCGCCGGAACCGAUCUGUACGCUUGGUUCCUGCAGCCACAGAAGCGUAUCGUGCGCUUUCACGCGACUAAACUCGAUGAACAGACGCUACCGAUGAUGAAGAAGAAGGCACUGAUGGGACCGACAGGUACGGGACCUUCGGACAAAAAGGGCAGCCAGCUUGAGGAAGCAUCCACGGGAGAAAAUAGUCUGCUGGAGCAGUACAUCAACUACGUGAGAGAUUGUUUGGGCGUAAAUUCGGGCAGCGUGUUACAGGAAGGUGAUGGUAGCGGUUGGAAAUCAUCCAACGAGAACCUGAUCGAUGACUUCACGAACGAGCGGGCCGGAUUUUUGCGUAUGGUCAAUCGGAACCAUUUGCUCAACUCGAGCAAUUAUUCGCUGAGUUCGCUGUUCAGUCUCGGCAGUGUCGGUGGCUCCGUUGCCAGUCUGCAGGGUUCAACAAGGUCUAUUGGAAGCCUGCAGGGAUCGACACGGUCGAGACGAUCGAACAUGCUGCCACCGUGGCAAGGACCGUCUUGUUUGCACGUCCUGUACAACUUACUGUUGGCACCGUUCGAGGAUCUGCUACCAGACAUUAGUUCAACUGCUCGAAUCGGUCGUCGUGAGUUGAUUCUGGUACUGGAGAAGGAACUCUACCUGGUCCCGUUCGCUAUCCUGCGCAGUGGUGAUGAAGAUGGCGAAUAUCUUUCGGAACGCUGCUCCCUGCUCACCGUCCCAUCCUUGCACACGCUGCGUCAGAAAAGUCGCAUCAAAACGCGUGAACCAGCGGAAGGCCUUAACAGCGCUCUUGUGAUCGGAGGACCCAAGAUACCGUCCUCCCUAUCGGAGACCUGGGGCUGGUCGGAUUCUCCAGCCUCACUGCAGGAAGCUGCCAUGGUGUCCGAUAUGCUGAACACGAAACCACUCGUCAGCUCGAGUGCCACCAAAGAGUCGGUCGUUUCCGAAUUACCGGCAGCCGAAUGUGUCCACUUUGCGGCCAACGUGAGCUGGAAGCUGGGUGCCGUAGUCCUUAGUCCUGGUGACGUGCUCGAUUCACAGUCCCAGAAGCGUUUCUAUCCGAACGCGGGCGGUGAACUGUUGGGUGGUGAUAACGACGAAGAAACGACCGAUCUGUCUACCUCCAACAUGGAGAUACCACCGCUCUCUGACUUUAUCCUCAGCGCUGCGGAUCUGCUCUCGAUGAAGCUGACCGCGAAGCUGGUUGUGCUGAGCUCGUACCACUCCGUCGAACCCAUAACCGGAUGUGGAGUGGCCAAUCUGGCCGGUAGUUGGCUAUUCGCUGGGACUGGUGCCGUACUCGUGUCGCUCUGGCCCGUCCCCGAAACGGCGGCCAAAAUUCUACUGCGUGCCUUCUACUCCGCCCUGCUUCAGGGUACACGUGCCGCACGCGCCCUAGCAGAGGCAAUGCAAACCGUCCAGCACACCAAACACUUUGCCCAUCCGGCGAACUGGGCUGGAUUUAUACUGAUCGGUGGCAAUGUACGACUCUCAAACAAGGUCGCACUGAUCGGACAAGCGCUUUGUGAACUGAUGCGCACUCCAGAUAAGUGUCGCGAUGCGUUGCGCGUGUGUCUUCAUCUGGUGGAGAAGAGUCUGCAGCGGAUUCAUCGUGGCCAGAAGAACGCCAUGUACACCACGCAGAAAAGCAUCGACAAUAAGGCGGGCCCGGUUAGCGGAUGGAAGGAUCUACUGAUGGCGGUCGGAUUCCGGUUUGAACCGGCCGCUAACGGUAUCCCGUCCAGUGUGUUCUUCCCGCAGAGUGAUCCGGAAGAUCGACUGUCACAGUGUUCGGCUAGUUUGCAGGCAUUGCUCGGACUGUCCCCAACUACACUGCACGCACUGUCGAAGUUGGUGCAUGGAGCAGAAAUUGCGGACGAGAUUAUUGGUGUGAUGCGGAACGUGGUGGCACAGUUCCCAUCGAAAGCGACCGACAAUGAAAGUGCGAUCGAUGUGCCGCUGAGUGUACGGCUGUGGCGGGUAUCUGGUUGUCAUGAGUUGCUUGCAUCGCUUGGAUUCGAUCUGAUGGAGGUGGGACAGGAUCAGGUGACACUGCGCACAGGAAAACAGGCAAAUCGGCGCAAUUGUCAGUUUGUGCUUCAAGCACUGUUGGCACUGUUCGAUACGCAGGAAGCUCCAAAAAGUCUCGGAAUCGAAUCAAGCAGUAGUUCAGAAUCGUUGAACGAAGAGGAAGAAUCCGACGAACAGGGCACAACACAUCAGCAACAAUCCUUGCAACAGCAGUCGCAACAACAAUCCCAGCAACAAUCCACACAACAGCAGCAACAGCAGCAACAAUCUGUUCAACAGUCACAACAAGUCCAGCAACAGUUGAAAGGGUCCUCUUCCGGUGCAAGUCCAACACCGACCAGUGGUGACUCACAGCAACGAAGCAUUUCUCCUGCCGUGACGGUAAAAUCCCAGACCAGCUACAACUUCUCCCGACCACCAUUACCCCUGCGACGUGUCCCCUUCCUGAGCACCCGCAGUGCCUUCAUCUCGUACGUCCGACGACGUGGUGAACCGGACGGAGGACAGACCGACAGUGCGCAAUCGGUUACGAACGGAAAUGCUGUCCCGAACGGUAAUGUGCUCGAUACAAGCCUUGCCAACACUACCGACAGUGAGCUUUCCGAUGGGUAUACCACCCAGCAGAUACUCCUCAAAAGUGAUCACCUGGCGAAGGGACUCGGGUACUCGAGUUUACGGGGAACGAUAAAGGUGUCUCGACCUGGAGGUGGUGGCGAAAGUGAUGCCGCCUUCACCCCAAGUCCUCCGGUAACGAUCCAGAACGUAGAUCAGAACGUCUCGCUCGCGUUGGCACAUCAGACACGCAUCAAGAAUCUCUACACGAAUAAUGGCAACGUGCACGGUGGUAUGGCUGGUGCGAUGAAUGGUGGUGUUCACGGUCCUGCAGCAUCGGCAAUCGGACCGGGUGGUUACAACCUGCAGGAUACACUUCGCGAUGGAGUUCAUCAUCAUCCGAAUCCGAGCCAUCAUCGCCGUCCGGAUAGUUCCAGCUCGGCAAGCUCAGCGACGGAUUGGGAGGGAUCGGGACAUGCGACUGUUUUACGACGUGCAGCACACCAAGGACACCACCUACCGCCUCUCCCACCACCCCGACAAACGCUUCCAAUGGUGGAGAGUCUACGUCCGCUGGCACCACUUGCACCAGUGUACAAUAACAUUAACGGAGCAGUGGGUCCUACCGUUGGACCUGCAGGCAAGAAUUCCGUCCCGAACGGUGGCCAGAAAUCGCUCUCGGUGCUUGAAUCGACCAGUUCCGAUUCAGAGUUUGAACGAUCGUUCGAUCUACCGGCCGGUUCCUCUAAUGCCGCGUCUAUCAGUAGUAAGUUGACUUCGCUGGCUCACAGCCUUCAGAGCAUGCGUACUCGCAACAAGCUGAAGAUGGGCCCUCCUGCUCACGGACAACAUCUUCAGCAACAGCAACAGCAGCAACAACAACAGCAACAGCACCAACAACUCCACGGCCAGCAGCAUCAUCAUGGUGCGUCAAGUGGGUCCUCUACCACAACGAUGACUCGCUCGAAACUUCCCGUGGAUCAGUUCGGAUUCCUCGAUCGUCUUAGCUGCCGAACGGAGAUUUCAUCUUCGGCCACCCUCUCCAAUCACGUUGCACCACCUCGGAAACCUCUCUCGACCCUACCAGAUGAUGAGCGCACGCUUAACCUAAACGCUAACAAGCUCUACUUCUCACCGACUGACGCCGAAAUGCUUCCGCUGGCGGAAGCGUCCCCAUCGGAUCUUGGUCUCGGUGCUAAAUCGCACGCCCCCUCCAUUGGACAACCGAUGGUUGGAUCAACCGGUGGAUCUCUGGGUGUACCGGGAACUUCCAGCAAGGAUGGUACCAAAUCGAACCAGAAAACGAUCCAAGACUCGAUCCUGCGCCACAUGUCCCGCGAGAUGACGCCCACUAUCUCGGAGGUGUACCACGAGCGCAAUAUUGGACUCGGGUUGGCUCCGUCGCUGUCCAAGCUGCUGCUAAGCAAGAACUACGACGAAUCACCUGAUCUCGGCAAGAGUAACAAUUCAGUCACGGUGGCAGCGGCAUCAGCCGCAGCAGCUGCCUCCAUGCUCAACAAACCAAGUGCCGCCCUGACGGUGGGCAAUCUGGCCGAAGCGAUGAACGAGAUCGAGAUGAAUGCGACCACAUCGAGCAAGCUGGAUGAGGGUGCCUGUGGCAUUUGUCACUCACCGUCCGAUCUGCUGUGUGGAUGUAGUGCCACCUCUACCGUGGCAGCCGUCGCUGCCAUGACAGCAGCACUCGGUGCGAACACGAUGGCGAAAAAGUCAAGCUCAAACAAACCCUGGCUCAGCAACGUAUCGCCCAACAUCGUGAAGGCGAGCGACCUAACCACGGCCGACAUACUCGAACAGCAGAAGCAACUCAAAUCGUCCGUUAGCAGUGGACUCACCAGCAAUCUGUCCUCUUCCACGGAAAACUCACUCUCGACCGUAGUCAAGCGGAGUGGAUCACCAUUUUCCGAUCUAUCGCGACGGGACGAAGGUGAUGGUCGUAGUGUGGCUGAUUCGCAGUGUUCGGGUAGCUUUCGGACGGAUAUUACCGGUUCCACUGUAACUACUUCCAAGAGUCAGCAGCAGGGAUCGUCGCAGCAGCAGCAACAGCAACAGCAGCAACAACAACCAUCACAACAAUCUAGUAGUGGGGAUCCAAACGGUUCAUCUGUACCAUCAUCCAUUGUCACCAUGACAUCCACCACGACCGUAACGCAGCAACGAGGAAAAUACAUCAUCGAUACGUGA
Messenger RNA from Anopheles maculipalpis, 8529 nucleotides. Its product is annotated as tetratricopeptide repeat protein 28. The record is from RefSeq and is a predicted model, not a curated record. NCBI's taxonomy places the organism in Eukaryota, Metazoa, Arthropoda, Insecta, Diptera, Culicidae. The coding region runs from base 1 to 8529 and encodes 2842 amino acids. The transcript has 5 exons. Gene Ontology annotation, molecular function: protein binding.